AUGCUUCUCCGCCACAUCGUCUUCGCCGCCUGCGCCGGCUUGGCAUUCGCCCACGACGAAGGACGCCCUUGCGGCCUCAAGAUCGCUCCCUGCCCGCGAGGCUACUUCUGCCACCCCGACUCUCCCGCGUGCACCGACCUCGACCGCUGCCGCGGCACCUGCGUCGUGCGCAACAAGUACCCUUCUUGCGGCGGCAAGACGGUGACCCCGCGGCCCUGCCCCAAGGAAACUCACUGCAUCGACGACCCCCGCGAGCCCGGCGGCUGUGGUCUCGCCUGCGACAAGCCCGGCAUCUGCGUCCCCGACAAGCCCAAAAUGUGCGGCGGCUUUGUGGGCUCCUUGUGCCCGAAGGGGUUUUCCUGUUACGACAUCCCCAAAGACGGUUGCGACCCGAAGCGUGGUGGUACGGACUGCCUUGGAAUGUGCCUGUAG
Molecule: messenger RNA, 432 nt
Organism: Purpureocillium takamizusanense
Lineage: Eukaryota; Fungi; Ascomycota; Sordariomycetes; Hypocreales; Ophiocordycipitaceae
Exons: 1
Coding region: 1-432 (143 amino acids)
Source: RefSeq, a predicted model, not a curated record